UCGUAUCUGAAGACACGUGCGCGUCCUAAGCGUGUUUUUUUUUACUUGUUUCCAGUUCGUGGAAGGUGCGGGCUGGACGUCCACUUUACUUUGGCCAGUGCAGCAGCCGUGAUCUGCACCUAAGGCACAACCAUGAGUAUUCUGCUAGAGAAGCUCGUCUCCAACGCGGGGGACUGGCGAUGGAUCACCACGGUGCUAGUCUUUGCGCUGUCCUACCUACUGGGCCGCUUCUACCACCGAGUGUCCAAGUACCCGAGAGGACCCUUUCCGUUGCCGCUUGUCGGAAACCUCUUGGCGCUUCGCAACGUUAAGGACUUGCACUUCAAGGCGACCGAACUGACCAAAACGUACGGCGACGUAUUCACCCUGUGGAUGGCCCACAAGCCCAUGGUGAUCCUGAACGGCCACGCCGCCAUUCGAGAAGCGUUCCUCGAGCGGAGGCACGAGUUCGCCGGACGCUUCCAGACCAAAAUGGGUGAAUUGCAAACUCAGGGCAACCAUGACAUCUUAUUCGAAGACUACAACCCACGAUGGAAGGCCCUCCGAAAGGUCGCUCUGCUGGCUGUGAGGAAAUACGCGGUGAGCGACUCUCUGGAGAAGCUAUGCGCGGAUGUAGUUGACGCCUACGUGGACUCCUUGCCAGACGGACCUCAGAUCAUCGACUCAAGAACGCCAUUCUUCUACUUGCUCUACAACGUGAUCGGAGUAUCAGUCUACGGCACAAAGUUGGACGGAGAGGACAAGGAGAUACGGCGCCUGGAAGCUAUCGACUCCGAGUUCGUCGAGGUCGCGCCCAACGGCCUGCCGAGCGACAUCGCGCCCUGGCUGGCAUUUCUGUACCGUGGACGGGAGAAGAAGAUUGAGGACCUGUUUCGCGAGUUCAGGGAUAUCGUCAAUAAUCUUUUCACCAAGGCUGAAGCCAGCUACGUCCCAGGCAAGACUGAGAACUUCACGCACGCCAUGCUUGCCGCUCGAGAGGAAGCCAUCCGGGAGGAGAAAGGAGACGCCGAAUACCUGACCAAAGGAAACAUGGUGCAGGUUGUUCUUAACAUCUUCGGCGCUGCAACUGACACUUCGGCUGGAGAACUUCAGUGGCUGUUUUUGAUGCUGGCCAAGGAACCGAGUAUACAAGAGAAAAUCCAACAGGAAAUUCAGGACAACAUCGGUAGCACGCCACCAGUCUACAAGGACAGAGCCAAGCUCCCCUAUACCGUGGCUUGCCUGCUGGAAGCGCUUCGCUUCCGACCCAUAGCUCCACUCGGACUACCCCACAAGGCGUCUACGGAGACCAAAGUUGGGACACUGGUCAUACCCAAGGACACCGGGAUCUUGUACAACGUCUACGGCGUGAACCACGACCCUGGGUUGUGGGAGAAUCCCGAAGAAUUCAGGCCCGAGCGUUUCUUGGACUCGGCCACGGGAAAACUACGCCAGGAAGUUGGCCCUCUGAUAACCUUUGGCAUGGGUCCCCGGACAUGUCCAGGAGAGAAACUGGCACACAUGGACAUGUUCUACAUUCUCGUGCGACUCAUGCAGAGACUCAGCUGCAGCGCACCAGGGAAGCCUUCGGAUGUGAACCUCAGCGGCAAUGACUCCAGCAUCUUCCUGUUGCCCGAAAAACAGAAUAUUGUGCUCACGAAGAGGAACUAGAGUGGUGCUCGGACCAUGGCCCCUUUUUUGAUCUUGCAAUACAGUAAUACGCUUUCUGUGUUUCGA
Messenger RNA from Dermacentor silvarum, 1716 nucleotides. RefSeq names its product steroid 17-alpha-hydroxylase/17,20 lyase. Gene Ontology annotation, molecular function: iron ion binding; heme binding; oxidoreductase activity, acting on paired donors, with incorporation or reduction of molecular oxygen. The transcript is spliced from 10 exons. Bases 133 to 1650 code for a protein of 505 amino acids. NCBI's taxonomy places the organism in Eukaryota, Metazoa, Arthropoda, Arachnida, Ixodida, Ixodidae. The record is from RefSeq and is a predicted model, not a curated record.